AUGCGCAGGGCGCUGCCGCCGCCCACCGCCGCCCGCCGCGCUGAGGAGGUGCCCGGAGGACAGCGGCUCCCACCGCCCCCCCCGCUCUCCCCCUUCAGGGCACCCCCCGCCCCGGUACCCACCCCGCCCGGCCCCCCUUCCCUCCCAGCCUCACCCCACCCUGCCCCAUUCCCCUCCCUCCGCCAGAUGACCACCGAGAGCGGGCAGCAGCGGCUGGAGCCCCCCGUCCCUCUCCGCUCCUGCAGCCCGGCUCCCGGAGCUCUCCAGAUGAGCCGGCCGCCCUCCUCCGCCCUGGAGACCUCCACCUCCUCUUCCUCCACCUCCACCUCCUCCUCCUCCUCCUCGGCGGCGGCGGCGUCCUCCAAGAGCAAGAAGGCCAGCUCGGGGCUGCGGCGGCCCGAGAAGCCCCCCUACUCCUACAUCGCCCUCAUCGUCAUGGCCAUCCAGAGCUCGCCCUCCAAGCGCCUAACCCUCAGCGAGAUCUACCAGUUCCUGCAGGCCCGCUUCCCCUUCUUUCGAGGCUCCUACCAGGGCUGGAAGAACUCCGUGCGCCACAACCUCUCUCUCAACGAGUGCUUCAUCAAGCUGCCCAAGGGCCUGGGCCGCCCGGGCAAGGGCCACUACUGGACCAUCGACCCGGCCAGCGAGUUCAUGUUCGAGGAGGGCUCCUUCCGACGGCGGCCCCGCGGCUUCAGGAGGAAAUGCCAGGCGCUGAAGCCCAUGUACCGCAUGAUGAACGGGCUGGGCUUCGGCGCCUCCAUCCUCCCGCAGGGCUUCGACUUCCAGGCGCCCCCCGCCUCCCUCGCCUGCCACUCCAAUGGCUACAACCUCGACAUGAUGCCCAACGCCAUGGCCAGCGGCUACGAGGGACUCAGCGGCGGCCACCACGUCCCGCACAUGUCUCCCAACCCCGGCUCGACCUACAUGGCCAGCUGCCCGGUGACUGCCAACGGGGACUACGGCCCCGACAGCAGCAGCAGCCCCGUGCCCUCCUCGCCGGCCAUGGCGAGCGCCAUCGAGUGCCACUCGCCUUACACGAGCCCUUCGGCUCACUGGACAGCCUCGGGGGCCUCGCCCUACAUAAAGCAGCAGGGCCUCCCCGCCGCCAACGCCGCCUCCUCUGGCAUCCAUUCCAGCGUGCCCUCCUACUCCCUGGAGCAGGGAUACCUGCACCAGAGCCCCCGCGACGACCUCUCAGUGGGACUGCCUCGCUACCAGCAUCAUCCCUCCCCGGUGUGUGACAGGAAAGAUUUUGUCCUCAAUUUUAAUGGCAUUUCUUCGUUUCACCCGUCCGCUAGUGGAUCAUACUACCACCAUCACCACCACCAAAGCGUCUGUCAAGACAUCAAGCCCUGCGUGAUGUGAAGGCCGCGCCCCAACAGAGACAAUCAGGUGUCACUGAACAGAGCCGAGGUGUAGACGGACCCACACAGAUUAAAUAUAAUGUGCACUCUGGUAGCAUUGGUAGUACACGAGUCACUUAGCAAAUUUGCCUAAGGAAGCAGUGUUUUC
Molecule: messenger RNA, 1512 nt
Organism: Serinus canaria (Common canary)
Lineage: Eukaryota; Metazoa; Chordata; Aves; Passeriformes; Fringillidae
Gene: FOXF2
Product: forkhead box F2
Biological process (GO): regulation of transcription by RNA polymerase II; animal organ morphogenesis
Cellular component (GO): nucleus
Molecular function (GO): DNA-binding transcription factor activity, RNA polymerase II-specific; RNA polymerase II cis-regulatory region sequence-specific DNA binding
Source: RefSeq, a predicted model, not a curated record